This is a messenger RNA of Oncorhynchus keta (chum salmon), 2640 nucleotides long. RefSeq names its product trace amine-associated receptor 13c-like. The transcript has 3 exons. Bases 451 to 1638 code for a protein of 395 amino acids. Gene Ontology annotation, molecular function: G protein-coupled receptor activity. Gene Ontology annotation, biological process: G protein-coupled receptor signaling pathway. The record is from RefSeq and is a predicted model, not a curated record. Lineage: Eukaryota; Metazoa; Chordata; Actinopteri; Salmoniformes; Salmonidae. Gene Ontology annotation, cellular component: membrane.
AAGAGACUGGGAGAGAGAAGCUGCUGUGUGUGGACUGUGGCUUGCAGCUGCAAUUGUGGAAGAAGAGCGAGAAAGCGUGCUCAUGUGAGAGAGACUUAGAGACUACCAGAGAGAGAGAGAGAAACCAAAAGAGGGUGAGAGAGAGACAGACAGAGAUAGAGAAGGCUGAAGUAAAUAAAGAAUGCAUGUCUACUUUAGGUGUACGAAUUCUGUGGAGGCAGCGUGAUACAAGGACUAUACAUUUCCUGUCUCCUUUCAGCCGGAUUUACUCCGAAAAGGGCAUCAAUGACCAUUGGACCAUAUACUUCUCCACAGUAUUGCAGGCACUAAAGGUGGACUUUUUUUAAGUGCAGUGACAAUGCAGGAGCAUCUCUCAGUCCAGCACAUGGGCACCAGGAGCACAAAGUUCUCCUAGUAGUGAGGUUUGUCCUGGGCCUCGUCCGGACUACCAUGACUGACCUCCUGGCCAACCUGAGUGUUCCAUGGGGCACACAGGCGAUUGUGUGCCCCAACCUGACAGCAGCAGCCCUGGUUGUGCCGGGGUCAGGCAAGUCUCUGGCCCCCUUCUGCACCUUCUGCUGCUGUGGCCUGCUGAACCGUACCCUGGCCGUGGUGUUUAUGGUCAGUCUGGCCUUCGCCAUAGUGGUGGGCAACGUGGUCACGCUCACCGUCUUCAUGCAGACAAGACAGGUCCGUACACCACAGGGAUACCUCAAAGUCUCUCUGGCCAUAGCGGACAUGAUGGUUGGAGUGCUGGUGGUUCCUUUCUCUGUCUACACUGAGAUCUCUCUGAUGGUGACCAGCUCCUCUCCUGUCUGGUACCAGGGGGGCACUGACCCCUCCAUGGGGGGCCUGGUGGGACCCUGGCAGCCCUGCAUGCUGAUUGGUCCAGUCUUCGCUGGCUGUACGUUUGUCUCCAUCAGUACUAUUUUCCUGAUGACGGUAGAGCGCUGUGUGGCCAUCUUAUGGCCCCUACAUAAGGACCACCUGGUGACACGGAGACGCACCCUGUUUCUCAUCCUCUUCUCCUGGGCAGGCAGUUACCUUCUGGCCCUAGCCCCCCUCAUCCUCAGCAACAACUUCACACUGGAGUACAGUGAGUGCAGCCGGAUGUGUAACUAUGUCCCCCUGUGGGAUGGAGUCACUCUGCCCUCUGACGCCAACAUCCUCCUACUGUUCCCAGUGUUUGACUUUACGCUGCUGGGCGGCACCCUGGUAUUCAACAUCCUGUCCUUCACCAGCAUCCGCCGCUACACACGCAAACGUAAGCUCAUGUCAGAGGGGAAUGUGGGGGUCGAGGGAGGGGGAGGCGGCUGCCAACAUAGACCCUCCUUCUCUGACAUCAAGGCCGCCAAGACGAUCAGCAUUCUGACGUUUGCCUUCACUGCUUCCUUCACCCCCAUCGCUGUGUUUGUGCUGGGCAACGUGGUGGGCUUCACCUGGUGCAACUUCUCCUUUGUAGCCUUCUGGAUCCUGACUGGGAACAGCUGCUGUAAUGUGAUAAUAUACAGCGUGAGAGACCAGCGCUUCAGGAAAGGAGUGACUCUGCUUUUUCAGAGGGAGCAUUCACCUACCCACGGGGAGAAAGGCGGAGCUACCCCCCCCACUCACCUUGUGACUACAACCCCACCUCCUUAAACUAUUUUGAAAAGACAACCAGUGCCCUUUUCUUUAACUUUACUAUGGAGAGAGGGGUUUCAUCAGCAUUUAACUUCAGGUUUAAAAAAAUACUUUUUUUCACUGUGUCUAAAUAAUGAAAGAUAACUGUAGCUACCCUAUGUGGGAUCUAGUAGUUGCCAGCAUCAUUUAAAUCAUAUGACUCAAGCCGUCUCAUUGGACUAGGUGAGAUAUCUGUGGGGGAUAUCUUAAUAACAUGCACUUUAUCAUAGAGAUGUAAGUAAUGCAUGGUUUUCAUUUGUUUUGUGACCGUCCAGAAACAUGUUAAUUUUGCACAAUUUUCUCUAUAAUUAGCUUUUAUUUUUGCUACAAUACCAUUAUAUUCAUGAGGAUGGCGUAAUCAAAUGUGAGUGAAUGAACUGUAAGAAUGUUUUGAAUCUAAAUGAAGAGAGAUGUUGAUGUUUUGUACAGUUAUGGGCCAUUCGACGGGUCUGUCAUCUGUACGACACAGUAAUGCAUAAUUAUGGUUAGGAAUGUCAUUCUCUUCAAGGUGAUGUAUCCUAAAUAGGUACAGAAAGGUUUACAUAUGCAAUAUCUUCUUUUGCAUAUUUGGAUAUUAUUCUACACACGGGCUAUUAGUUUAAUGAGCUCUGCCCCCAAACAAGACCAAAGUAAAUCUGAAUCAAUCAUAGAUGUCUUUGUUUCACAAGUUUAGACAUCAAAGUACAGUACAGCACAGUAGAGUACAGUACAGCACAGUAGAGUAGAAAUCAGUACAGUACAUUCUAGUGUACUCAACUGUAGUAUGCUCUGUGCUGAACUAUACUCUACUUUUCUUUACUGUACUGUGCUAUCCAAACUGAUUUGUGACUACUAUUUCAAGGCACAAGGCAAUGUUUCUUAAACAUUUACAUUUAAGUCAUUUAGCAGACGCUCUUAUCCAGAGCGACUUACAAAUUGGUGCAUACACCUUAUGACAUCCAGUGGAGCAGCCACUUACAAUAGUGCAUCUAAAUCUUUUUA